AUGACGACUAGGAUAUGCGAUCUUCCACCGAAACUGGUAGGAGAGAAAAUACUCACCAAGGUUCCGAUAACGUCUCUCAGAGAAGUGCGAUUAACAUGCAAACUAUGGCUCUCUUUAUCCCAAGACUGGAUUUUAGGUCAAGAAGCAGCAGCAACAAGGCAGCAGUUUCUAGGGUUUAUGACGAUGGAUGACAAGGUUUGUUCAUUGAAAUUCAAUCUCCGCAAGGAGGAAAACUUGAUUGAUCUGUCUUUCAAGCAGGUAGAGACACUUAACCAAGUCGAGAUAUCCAAAGUCUUUUACAGCGACGGCUUAUUGUUAUGCGUGGCCAAGGACAACUCGAGGCUCGUUGCGUGGAACCCUUACUUAGGGCAAACAAUAACGAUCAGACCAAGAACAAGUUUCCACAGACUAGACAAUUAUGCUAUCGGAUACGACAAGAAGACUCGUAACCACAAAAUCUUGAGACUUGAGGUUACACCCGACUGGGAGAUGGAAUUCUUUCAACGCGGAGUGUCUGUGAAAGGAAACAGUUAUUUCUAUGCUCAGGGGAAGUUAAUGUCUGACUUGACUAGCUUUCGUGAAGGAGAAGGUCUACAUAUAACAGACUGCGCUGACUUCUUGCUCUGUUUUGAUUUCACAAGAGAGAAGAUGGGACCGCGUCUGCCUCUUCCGUUUCACGCUUUUGGUGACACUGUGACUUUGUCUUGUGUCAGACAAGAACAGCUCGCUGCGCUGUAUCAGCAGGGUGAGGAUUAUUCUGACGCGUUGGAGGUUUGGGUUACGACUAGGGUUGAGCCCGAGGACGUGUCUUGGAGCAUGUUUUUGAAAGUGGAUAUGAAACCACACACUAGUCUUGGUGUUGGUCGGAUUCAAGAUGACUAUGGGAGCUUCUUCAUUGACGAGGAAGAGAAAGUCGUUGUGGUUUUCGAUGUGGACGGGUUCUUGCACACGGAGGAGAGCCCUCGGUACCACACGGCUUUUGUUAUCGGAGAAGAUGGAUACUUCAAAACUGUGAGUCUCGGAGAAGCUCCCAAUAUCUACAAACUUGACAGGGUUUGGGUAACUGGGCAUUUUUAUGUCCCGCAACAUUUCAGUCCCCCACUUGUGUGCUCUUCUUCUUAUCUCCCAAGUUUGGUGCAACUCAACUAA
Messenger RNA from Microthlaspi erraticum, 1149 nucleotides. NCBI's taxonomy places the organism in Eukaryota, Viridiplantae, Streptophyta, Magnoliopsida, Brassicales, Brassicaceae. The record is from the annotation of a GenBank genome assembly.